This is a messenger RNA of Aphis gossypii (cotton aphid), 1859 nucleotides long. It is a transcript of the gene Atg10, whose product is annotated as ubiquitin-like-conjugating enzyme ATG10. Gene Ontology annotation, cellular component: intracellular anatomical structure. Lineage: Eukaryota; Metazoa; Arthropoda; Insecta; Hemiptera; Aphididae. The coding region runs from base 957 to 1541 and encodes 194 amino acids. Gene Ontology annotation, molecular function: Atg12 transferase activity. The record is from RefSeq and is a predicted model, not a curated record. The transcript is spliced from 7 exons. Gene Ontology annotation, biological process: protein modification by small protein conjugation; protein lipidation; macroautophagy.
CGCUGUUGCCGACGAUGUGCGUAUCAGCCCCGCGUACGACGCGUUAUCGUCAUUCAUCGCUAUCGAACAAUUCGAUAUCGGCUCGGCGUGUGCACAUCGUUUUAAUGUAUUAUAAUAUUAUGCUCUGUUUUUCUUUGUAUUUUUUUUUUUUUUUAACUUUCUUAUGGUCGUUUUACAAUAUAUGUUCCUCAUUUCCGACUGUUCUUAUGGCGUUUUAGCCGUUCGCGUUUUCCUCCGCAGAUCGUCUUGUACGACUCGCAAACUUAUCGGAACUCGCGAUAAAGUCUUACUCUGGUCGUUGUCCGCCGAAUCGCUUCGGAUUACCGCUUACAAUUUUUAUCGAUCGUGUGAUUUUUUUUUCCUUUUGGUUUACUCAAAACUGUUGAUCGUUUUAAAUACGCCGUCAAAGUCUACACAAACCAACUCGCUUAUUUUAUUUUCACCUUCUUUGGCGUUCCGUGUGUUGGUCGGGGAAAUAAAUUAUUGGUCCUGAAUCGUUCCAGCUAUAGACCUCAUAUUAACACCUUAGUCACGAACAUGAAUUAAGAUUAAUUAAUUUUAUUAAUUCACGGUCACGAAUAAUAAUAUUAUCUCAAUUCGUGACCUCAGUGUUUUUAGGUCUAUGGUUCCCGCGUCAAAAUUCUAUAGAUAUUACAAUAUCCGUGAUAUCGUCCAAGUGUGGUAGUAAACUGAUAAAUAAUGAUAACAGUUGACCGUGGUUUGCUGGUUUCGAUAUAAUAUUUUAAAAUUUUCUUCGUAGACUCGUAGCAUUUGGUUCUUGCUUCUUCGUUCAUAGAUUUCAUUUUAGUAUUGUAAAUUCAUACGUGAAACUUCUCGACGGGUUCGCGUUGUAAGAGUUAACGACGAUAGUCGGCAUUGGUUAUCCUCGAUUAGUAUUGAACGAGCCCGUCCCACCAUAUUAGUCGAAACCGAACAAAGUAUUACGUACGCCAAUCAUGAGCAUGACGUACCAACAAUUUGUCGAUUACGCUACGGAUUUAAAAAGUCAUUCGGACUCUAUAGACGACGGUUGGAGUUUAUGUCAAUAUCAAUGUCCUAUGAAUGAAAAUUAUAUCAAAUAUCUAGUAAAAAAGAAGAUUCAAAAAAUGAAUAAAUAUUCAUUGAAAUCUGAUCAUUCAGAUUCUCAUACAGAAAACAAUAUUCCAGUUGUAUGUGAGUAUCACAUAUUGUACAAUCCAAGCUAUUCAUGUCCAGAUGUGUUUUUUAAUAUGUGGUCUACUGAUGGAAAGUUACUUUCAUUAGAACAUGUUUGGUCACUGGUUCAUUAUUUUUUAAAAGAAAAUGUAGAACGUGACAAGUGGAAUGCUAUAACCCAAGAGAUACAUCCAUUUUUUAGUACACCAUUUUUCAGAUUACAUCCUUGUAAGAAUACUCACGUUUUGGAAAUGUUAGGGUUUUCAUCAAAAAAUAACUAUGAAUUCAAUCCUCUAAUAGCAUGGUUAAGUACUAUAAGUCCUCUCAUUGGUUUAGAGAUACAUCUAUCAUAUGGAAACAAGGACUCAAAAGUUGAAUUUACAUAAUUUGUAUUUCUCUUAUUUUUUUUUUUUAACUGUAUUUUAUAUUGUUAUUUUAAUUAUUGUUAAUGAAAUAUUAUGAAAUUGUAUUUUGUACCAAAUGAAUUAAGACUGAAUCCUGAACAUAAGUAUAAUUCAUUAUAAGAGUGCUUGCGAAAAAAGUAUUAAACGUGCACUCAAAAUAUUUGGGCUUAUGCAAUAUUACAUUACUAUUUUGAUUAUGGAUUUAAUUUUCAUUUAAUAUUAAGUUUAUUUUCCAAUAAUUAAUGACUUCUGUUAUAUAAUAUAUAUUAAUGUUUUUAUAAAGAAAUCUUUUUAUAAAUA